Molecule: messenger RNA, 2427 nt
Organism: Hevea brasiliensis (rubber tree)
Lineage: Eukaryota; Viridiplantae; Streptophyta; Magnoliopsida; Malpighiales; Euphorbiaceae
Product: receptor-like serine/threonine-protein kinase At4g25390
Exons: 1
Coding region: 181-2289 (702 amino acids)
Biological process (GO): protein phosphorylation
Molecular function (GO): ATP binding; protein kinase activity
Source: RefSeq, a predicted model, not a curated record
AGGCCGGCCCGUAGCGAUGGCGGUGAGCCGACAUUCAUGAAAAGCGAAAAUCACAACAGAAACAAAAUUCACAACAAUAACAGGUAAGAACCCAUCACGCCACAGAUGCUAGAACAACCACGAACAUGAAGCUUUGCUUCCACCCCUUCUCUCCUUUCUAGUCUCUACACCUUUCCCACCAUGCCAUCCCGUCCGAUUCCUCCACCGUUAUUUCUCCCAUUUGUCACUUCCCCUCCUAUAGCUACACCUUCUCCCACCCAAUUCCCACAUCACCACCGUCUUCUCUCUUCCCGUCUCCUUCCCCCUCUCACCGCUGCCACAGCCGCCUUCUCCUGCCUACUACUUUUCGCUGUCUGCUUCUGUAAAAUCAGCCGCAAGCGCACUGUCCCUUCUGAUUCUAAGCCACCUCACCGCUUCUCUUACUCUACCCUACGCCGCGCCACCGAUUCCUUCUCCCCUUCCCUUCGCCUGGGCCAAGGUGGGUUUGGUUCCGUAUUUCGUGGCACUCUCCCAAAUGGACAACUGAUCGCCGUGAAAGUCAUGGACUCGGGCUCUCUGCAGGGCGAGCGUGAGUUCCAAAACGAGAUUCUUUUUGCCUCGAAACUUGAGUCUCCUUACAUCGUCACGGCCCUUGGCUUCUCCUCCGAUCGGAAACAUCCGACGAUGUUGCUUAUAUAUGAACUCAUGCCUAACGGCAACUUACAGGAUGCCCUUCUCCACAGGAAGUGCCCCGAAUUGUUGCAGUGGAGUAAAAGGUUUAGCAUUGCGGUUGAUAUAGCUAAAGGGAUCGAGUAUCUUCAUUGUUUGGAUCCGCCUGUUAUUCAUGGCGAUAUAAAGCCCAGUAAUAUUUUGCUGGAUCAGUGUUUUUCGGCAAAGAUUGCCGAUUUUGGAUUGGCGUGGCUGAAAACAGAUAAUCAAAAUCAGAAUCAGUGCGAGAUUAAGGUCGAAGAGAGUGAUGUGGGGAAGAUGAAUGGUGGAUCGGAGUUGAACAAAGCUGAAUUAGAGAGUAAUAAUGGGGCUCCAAUUGAUGAUUAUGGAUCUGUGGUGGAGACCGAAAGUGUAACUACAGGGUUCGAGGAGUUCAACUUGGGAGUGGAGCAGUCCCCUGAGAACUUUCUUAGGGGACCUGUUUCAAUUUCUGCAACAUCGCCGGAGACGGUAGAGGCUGUAAGUGCCUCGCCGGAGGCAGGUGGGUUGGCAGUGCCGACUGAGGUGAAUUUCGAUAGGGCCAGUGUUGAGAGUGGGAACGAAUUGAUUAAUGGAAGGAAAAUGAGAGACAGAAGGAUGAAGAGUGCAUCUGGAGGGGACUGGUGGUGGAAACAAGAUAACAGUGGCGUGGUGGAGAAUGGAGCGGUGAAGGACUAUGUGAUGGAAUGGAUUGGAACAGAGAUAAAGAAGGAGAGGCCAAAGCGCGAUUGGAUUGGAGCGUCUUCAUCGAGUAAUCAAACAAUUGGGAAAAUAGAUAAAAAGAAAAGUCGAAAGCGUUUGGAUUGGUGGGUUUCGUUGGACGAGGAGAAGGAAGAGAAGGUUUUGAAGAAGGAGAAGAGAAGGCCGCCUAGGGAGUGGUGGAAGGAGGAGUAUUGCGAAGAAUUAGAGAGAAAGAAGAGAAAGAAAAAGAAGAAACGAAAUAUGGGGAUGACCGGGGAUGACAAUGGAGGCCAAGAAGUGUGGUGGCCAAGGGAUGAGGAAUUGCAAGUUGAGAGAAAGAAGAAGAAGAAGAAGAGUAGGAGUAGAAGUAGUCUAGGCAGUAUUGACUGGUUUAGCGGUGAGCUAUUUAGAGGUACCUACAACAGCCAUGAUUCUUUAAGCGGAGAGAUAGCAAAGAGUGGAGGAAUUAGCAGUACACCGAGUAUGAGAGGAACUAUUUGUUAUGUUGCCCCUGAGUAUGGAGGCGGUGCGCUUUUAUCAGACAAGUCUGAUGUGUAUAGCUUUGGAGUUUUAUUGCUAGUUCUUAUUGCUGGAAGGCGUCCGCUGCAGGUUACAAACUCGCCCAUGUCUGAAUUUCAACGUGCUAAUUUAAUACAUUGGGCUCGUCAUCUGGCACGCGCUGGAAAGCUUCUUGAUUUGGUUGAUCAGUCUGUACAGUCUUUGGAUCGAGAUCAAGCUCUUUUAUGCAUUACUGUUGCUCUUCUGUGUUUGCAGAAGUGUCCUGCUCGCCGGCCUUCCAUGAAGGAGGUUGUGGGGAUGCUUACUGGUCAAUUAGAGCCACCUCAAUUACCGAUUGAAUGUUCUCCUUCACCUCCAUCGCGCUUCCCCUUCAAGUCUAAGUCAAAUAAGAAGGUCCGGUGAGUUUUUAACGUUGGGUGCCAAUAUCAAUGAACAGUAGUAUGUUUCUAUAGAUCAUUGUUUGGUCAUCUUUGUGGAUGAUACAUGUAAAGGAAUAUAUUUAUAUAAACAUGAAAUAGAUUAAAAUAGCUUUCACUUGCA